This is a messenger RNA of Bombyx mandarina (wild silkworm), 1894 nucleotides long. It is a transcript of the gene Aldh7A1, whose product is annotated as aldehyde dehydrogenase 7 family member A1. Gene Ontology annotation, molecular function: aldehyde dehydrogenase (NAD+) activity. The record is from RefSeq and is a predicted model, not a curated record. NCBI's taxonomy places the organism in Eukaryota, Metazoa, Arthropoda, Insecta, Lepidoptera, Bombycidae.
AAUAUAUUGGUUCGUCCAAGCGCAUUGUGCUAAGAGCUCCGCUUUUAUAAAAUGAGGGAGGUCCGACGAUCGCUAGCUUUUAGACUAUAAAGUAAUCAACAUUGUGAAUAUACUGAAAAUUCUAUGCUAAAAUAAAAACAAUAAAUAUACAGCAGUACUAAAAAUCUUAGCAAGAUUAUUGAAAAAAAAAACAUAUUUUUAAUUAAUCGAAGAAAUUAAAUAAUAAUAUGUAUAACUUAUUAAAUAAUAAUAUUAAACCAUAUACAAAUCGGUAUGCUAUCACCGUCCUGACCCAGCAACCAACUUUAGCUACUUAUCGGUAAGAUAAGACGCGAGUACCACGUUUAAUUGUUCACAAAUAAGAUAAAACUGUAUGUUUGCUUCGAACGACAGUAUUUUAUUGUAGACCUUAGCUUUAAAUGCACCGAUGAGUUUGUUGUGUAGAGCUGUGUUAUCGCUUCGCUAUAUUAGAGUACCAAUGGCUCGCAACGCAUCAACAGCUUUCCUCAUAGAGGACCCGAAGUACUCGUUUUUAAAGGAUUUAGGUUUAAAAGAAAACAAUGUUGGAGUUUUCAACGGAAAAUGGAAAGCAAACGGCGAGGUAAUUAAGUCCUAUAGUCCGGCAAAUGGCAAAGUGAUAGCAGAAGUGCAAGCGGGCAGCGCAGCCGAUUAUGAGGCGUGCGCCAGUGCGGCACAGGAAGCGUGGCAUGCGUGGGCGGAACUGCCCGCGCCUGCAAGAGGCGAGGUCGUUAGACAAAUCGGAGAUGCUCUAAGGGAAAACCUUCAGCCACUUGGAAAGCUAGUGUCAUUAGAAAUGGGUAAAAUCCUGCCAGAAGCUAUCGGCGAAGUGAUCGAGUAUAUUCACGUGUGUGACUUAGCUUUGGGUCUGUCCCGCACACUCCCCGGUACUGUGUUCCCGUCAGAGCGUCCCGGACACGUCCUGAUCGAAAAAUGGAACCCGCUUGGUGUUGUUGGCAUCAUAACAGCCUUCAACUUUCCUGUGGCUGUUUUUGGAUGGAAUAGCGCUAUCGCUAUGGUUUGUGGUGACGCAACUGUUUGGAAACCAUCAGAAACAACGCCGCUCGUAGCCGUGGCCGUGACUAAAAUUGUAGAAAGUGUGCUGCAGAAGAACAACAUACCUGGUGCCAUCGCAUCACUGUGCGUCGGUGGUAAAGGUAUCGGAGAGAAAUUGGUUAAAGACGAAAGAAUGAAACUUGUUUCCUUCACGGGCAGUACCGCAGUUGGCCAACAAGUCGGAGUGGAAGUUCAGAAACGUUUCGGGCGUCAUUUAUUAGAGCUGGGUGGAAACAACGCUAUCAUUGUUAACGAAGACGCAAACUUGGAGCUAUUUUUAUCCGCUGCACUUUUCGCUUGCGCUGGCACCGCUGGACAGCGUUGUACUACUACUAGAAGACUUCUAAUCCACAAAAAGUUGUAUAGCGAAGUAGUAAACCGGCUGAAGAAAGCGUACGCAGGAGUGGUGAGCAGAAUCGGCGACCCGCUACUAGAAGAGACCCUGAUAGGGCCACUGCACACGCCCGCGGCCGUUGACGCUUACAAGAAGACCGUGGCCGAAGCUGUCAAACUUGGAGGCAAAAUCGAGUUUGGUGGGAAGAUAAUAGAACGUGAAGGUUACUUCGUGGAGCCGACCAUAAUCACAGGUCUGCCACACGACUCUCCCAUUGUGAAGACGGAAUGCUUCGCCCCCAUCGUCUACUGCAUCGAGAUACCAGACCUUGAGACCGGCAUUCAGUACAACAACGAGGUCGAACAAGGCCUCUCCUCCAGUCUAUUCACGGAGAACUUGGGGGACGUUUUCAAGGUUUUUAUUUACAUGAAAAUUUUUAUUAAACUAGGUCAUGUCCUCCAUCGAAACAUGAGGAUGAAGUUUUGA